AUGGCGCAGAAAUUCGUCCCACGUUCAGCCGACAGAUGCGAAAAAUCAGUGACAAAAUUUAUAUCGAUGUUGGGAUCGGUUGAGAAGCUGCUCAUCGUCUCGGGAGCUGGGAUUUCGACAGAAUCUGGAAUACAGGACUAUCGAUCGAAAGAUGUCGGGUUGUACACCACCACAACACACAAACCAAUCUACUACCAAGACUUCAUGAAGUCAAAAAGUUGCAGACAAAGAUAUUGGUCACAUAGCUUCCUCAAAUGGCCGAGACUAUAUCACGCCGCCCCCAACAUCAAUCACCACUUGCUAGCCGAGUGGGAGACCUCUGACCGUUUUCUCUGGCUUAUUACUCAAAAUGUUGAUGGACUUCAUGUCAAAGCCGGCUCAAAAAAGGUAACCGAACUACAUGGAAACGCUCGUUAUGUGAAAUGCACCGACUGUGACUACACCGAAUCUAGGCAAACAUUCCAAGAAAAGCUAGACAGAGUCAACCCGGGAUUCGCCGACCAGUUUGUGAUUCCUGGCUACAUUCCGACUGAUGGGAAUAUCCAUUUACCCUUGGAAACUGAAAAAAAUUUCAACAUCCCUGGGUGUCCAUGUUGCGGAGGCAUAAUGUUAACAGCAGUCACGUUGUUCGGUGAUAAGAUUCCAAACUAUAAAUUGGAACAUAGUCAGCAAAAAGUGAAAGAAUGCGACGGAAUCCUGACUCUCGGCACGUCACUUGAAGUGUACUCCGGAUACCAAUAUGUACUACAGGCAAACCAACAAAAGAAACCAAUUUUCAUCGUGAAUAUUGGAUCAACCCGUGCUGAUGGGAUAGCUACGAUGAAAUUGGACUAUAAAAUAUCGGAUGUUCUCAGGGAAAUGUGA
Caenorhabditis remanei is the source of this 864-nucleotide messenger RNA. RefSeq lists its product as uncharacterized. NCBI's taxonomy places the organism in Eukaryota, Metazoa, Nematoda, Chromadorea, Rhabditida, Rhabditidae. The transcript is spliced from 7 exons. The coding region runs from base 1 to 864 and encodes 287 amino acids. Gene Ontology annotation, molecular function: NAD+ binding. The record is from RefSeq and is a predicted model, not a curated record.